Molecule: messenger RNA, 1421 nt
Organism: Lampris incognitus (smalleye Pacific opah)
Lineage: Eukaryota; Metazoa; Chordata; Actinopteri; Lampriformes; Lampridae
Gene: ism2b
Product: isthmin 2b
Exons: 6
Coding region: 24-1421 (465 amino acids)
Source: RefSeq, a predicted model, not a curated record
UGACGGUGACCUGGUUAAUACUUAUGGUCAGUUUGGUUGCGACUUUUCCCACCAGGCACAAGAAUGUCGCCCAUAAGCUCCAUAACGGCGUGUCUUUAGGGGCCCAUGGCCAGCCACCUCAGAAUGGCAGGGUCCAGUAUGUCCCUGAGGCUCUGGAGCAGCAGAACCAGGUCCAGAGUCUGCUGCCCGAACCUCACAGCCACCAGAGGAGGUGGUCCCACUCCCAGCACCGCUCUGUAGGGGUUCUCCCACAGCCUGAGCCUGAAGAGGAGACUAAACCCUUCAUCCUGGACCUCAAAAAUUUCCCAGAUCUGGCCACUGCCGACAUCAACUCACAGAAUCCCAACAUCCAGGUAACCAUUGAGGUGGUGGAUGACCCUCAGAUGGAGGUGGAAAUGGACCUGGCCAAGGAAAAAGACUGGCUCCCCUCCUCCUCCUCCUCCUCCUCUCCUUCCUCAACGGUAGAUUGGCUGGGAGGGAAGAAGCUCUUCUGGCCCCUGUUCUGGGGCUACACGGACGCUGAUUCCAGCGAGGACAGUACCAGUCGUUCAGGGAUGGGAGAAACAGGGGAGGAGGAGGAGGAGGAGGAAGAUUAUUCCCUGGAUUAUGGCAGUGAGGAACCCCUCCCUAGCGGUGUGGGUGGGGAGUGGGACAGUCGUUGGAACGAGGGCUGGGACCCAAUGCAGAGCUACUAUGAGAAGGAGUCAGAUGACUGGACUGCCUGGUCCCCCUGCUCAGUAACCUGUGGACAUGGUGAGAGGAAAAGGACCAAAUCCUGUGGUUACUCCUGCACUCUGACAGAGGCCUCCAGGUGUGACCUGGAACCUUGUCCAGAUGAUGUCAAUACUGUUGUGGAGCCUUUCCCCUUUGAGAUGGAGAAUGGCACCGAAGCAUUUGGUACAGAUGUGGACAGCUGUGAGAAGUGGUUGAACUGUAAGAGCGAGUUCCUUCAGCGAUACCUCCAGCAGGUCUUGUCCGAGCUCCCCAGCUGCCCCUGCUCCUACCCCUCCGAGUCAGCGUACACGGUGGUCAGCAUUUUCGAUGACAGCCAGGGGAGGCCCUACCGCUGGCGUGAUGCCAGCAGCCCCAAGGAACGCCUGGACAUCUAUAAGCCGUCGGCACGUACUUGCAUCCGCUCGACGCUCUCCAGCGACUCAUCCACGCUGGCGGCGCAGCACUGCUGCUAUGGUGAUCGCGGGCGGCUGAUCACGCGGGGGAAGGGCGCGGGCACGCCUAACCUCAUCAGCACAGAGUUCUCGCCUGAGCUGCACUUCAAAGUGGACGUGCUUCCUUGGAUCCUGUGCAAGGGAGACUGGAGUCGCUUCCAUGCGGUGCGGCCACCCAACAACGGGCUGAGGUGCCCGGAGAACCCCCACGAAGACGUGUUCAUGAAUGAGCUGGAAGAGGCGAGGGAGUACUGA